Molecule: messenger RNA, 1371 nt
Organism: Misgurnus anguillicaudatus (oriental weatherfish)
Lineage: Eukaryota; Metazoa; Chordata; Actinopteri; Cypriniformes; Cobitidae
Source: RefSeq, a predicted model, not a curated record
CUUCCUUUAAAACUAACAUCAUGACAUGUACAUUCUGAGUGCACGAUAUUACAGAGGACACUAUAUUUUUACUUAAGGAACUGUUCACCAAAAUGUGCAGCAAAAAUGCAGCCAAUGUGGAGGAAAUGCACACAGGUUACCUGUACAAGUCCCCUCCUGCUGUUUUCAUAAAAAACCUGAUAUCAUGGAAGCGUCGCCUUUUUGUGCUUGUCAAGACAAGCGACAGCAACUUUGAGCUAAGAUAUUACAGAAAUAAUGAGAAAAAAACACUUAUAAAAUCCAUAGAUGUUUCCACCAUUACAGAACUUGAUUGCCCUAAAGAGCAUCCUUUUACUGAAUGGAUCUGUAAAGCCUUCAAGUGUAAUCCAUCCUAUGUACUGUUCAUGAAGGCAGAAAAUCCUAAAGACAAGGUUCAAAGAGAGUAUUUCUUCAUAGGAGAAACCAGUGAAGAAGCAGAUGGAUGGUUCAAUGCCUUACUCCAGGUGCAAAAGUAUAACAAAUACAGCACCGACUCUGAACCACAAAACACAACUAAAUUAUAUUCAAGACAGCAGAUUAGUUCUACAUCACAACCUGUACCACUAAACAUUAAUGAACCCAAGUCUACUGAUGACAACUCAGACGAUAGUGAUCAGGAUGGAGGUGAUCGUGUACCACCACUGCCCCCCAAAAGGAUAUCAGUACAUGAAUUUGGCAAAACUGAGACCCAUAAAUGUGACCAACAACACAGGAGGCACCCAUCCAUAUUAGAGGUGGAAGUGGAUCAUACUGCAGAGGAAAGCAGCAAAGACAACAAAUUAUCAUCAGGGAAAAGGGCUACCGCUACUGAAGAAAGUCUUCUAGAUUGUGUCACGAAAGCUUUUAAUAAUAUGCACACACACCAAAAAUCCGAUGAGGGGGAAGAAACUCUGAGUGAAACACAGACCCCUGUUAAGGAGAUCUGUUUACGUCUUGAUGAUCUCGCCAGCUUGAAAUUAACAGAUGAAGCGGGAAAACCAUGUGUAUCUGAAUGCAAGCAGACUGAGGUCACAUGUCUACUCCAUAAGGGGGAUCAGAUCCUGGCUGUCAAUGACCUGCGAACAGACACAGCAGAGGAAGUAAAGACAUAUCUGGGAAGGAUUAACGGGCAUGAGGUGAAACUGACAAUUCAACAACACCCAAAUUCUAACCCUUUGCACUCUGAAGAAACCGAGGACAUUGUUUAAAUGACCUGAUCUUAUUUUGGGGUACACAUCUGCUCUGCCGUAAUCAAUUUUUUAUUAUUUUUUAUGAAAAUGUUUAUGUUUAGCUAUUAUGUAUUAGAUACAUUUUAAGUGGGUAUCUUGUGAGGUCCUUGUAUGUGAAAUAAACAAUCUUUGUUUUUGUUUGUUA